UAUUUUUGUAAUCUGCCACCAGAGGGAUGGUAAACCGUUAGUCAUUGGGAAAUAUUUGGUGGAAGAUGGAGUCUCCGUAUUUUCUUGAAUUAAGUCCAAACCCUAUAAGGUUUGAACCGGUUAGCAAACUAACAAAUGUGUUUUUCGACGAUGCAAACCGACAGGUGUUUGCAGUCCGUUCUGGUGGUGCCACGGGAGUGGUGGUCAAAGGACCAGAUGAUCGUACAAAUGCCCAUUUUCGAAUGGAAGAUAAAGGAGUCGUUAUCUCCAUUAAAUUUUCACCCGAUCAGAAAGUUUUGGCUAUACAAAGGUGCCAGAAAUCUGUAGAAUUUGUUAAUUUCACUGGAAAGGAAAUUGACACCUUAGAAUAUUCUCAAAGUUGUAAAGGGAAAGCAACUAAGAUUUUAGGUUUUGUUUGGACUUGUGUGAACGAAAUAACCUUUGUAACCGAUCACGGGAUCGAGUUAUAUCAAGUUAUAUCGGAAAAGAGGAGUUUGAAGUCCGUCAAGACCGUUAACAUUCCCGUCAAUUGGUUCGUUUACCAGCCAGAAUCUUCUCUGUUGUUGAUAUCUUCGGGAACAAUGGGAAAUAUAAUGAAUCCUUUCCAGUUUAAACCCGGCGCUGUCUUCAGGCUUCCGAAAUUCGAAGUGGAUCUACCCGUCGUUCCCAAACCGCCAAAGUUGUCCUUGCUGGAACGGGACGUGACUCUAGAGACAAUCUAUCAAAAAAUAUGCGUGAUCGUGUUGAGGCACCAGCCACGUACGUCUGGUGGAGGAGGGGCAGAAAUCGUUCUCUAUUCUUUGCAGAAGGACGGUCCACCUCGUAAGACCGAUAUACUGAAACUCGACAUGAGCGGUAGAUUUGCGGUUCACGUCGUCGACGACCUGGUCGUUGUUCAUCAUCAGGCUUCGAAGACUUCCAUGUUGUUCGAUAUUAGACUGCCGGGGGAUAGCGAUGGAUUUGUCACUUAUCACGUGCCCGUUGUGCGUCCUUGUCCCAUUAAACCUUUUGUGUUGAAAUUAUCGUCUGUUCCACCUCAUAUGAGUUUUGACGGUGAUGAACAAGUGUGUGAUUUAUAUUCUCCUAAUUGGGUGGUGUUUCAACCUAAUAUUAUAAUUGAUGCAAAAUUAGGUUGUCUUUGGUAUGUCCAGCUGCAGUUAGAACCUAUAAUUAAUAUGAUCGACAACAAAUGUCUCCUUGUUGAUUUUCUGUUGCUCCGUCAAAAUUCGAAAUCUGUUUUGCUAGAAGUUUGCAAGAAUGUUGUUUUAUCUCGUCGUGAAGAUACGUUAUCAUUGCUAUCAAAAAUAUUUGACAAAUUGAAUCUUGUUUGUAAGAAGCAUAUAGAAAGACAAAGUGUGGUUGCAGGAGCGCAAUUGUCUAUUAUGCCAAAACCUGUGAUUGUGUGCGAUCAGUCGGACAUGUAUACGGUAUUUUCUGUUUUUGAAGUUAGUGAAGAUUCAAACUAUAAAUAUAUUGUUGCCAUACUUGUGGAAUACAUUCGAUCAUUGACGCAGUAUCAAUUGCCUGUGCAACAUUUUCUUCAUGAACUUUUAAUCAAUCAUUUGGUUCAGCAUCGUUGCUUUUAUCAGCUUCAUCAAUUUCUACAGUACCAAAUUCUAACUGAUUCUAAACCAUUAGCAUGUUUAUUACUUUCAUUGCAAAAUCUCUAUCCUGCUUCUGAUCAGUUAGCUUUGGACAUGUUGAAGAGAUUAGGAAAAGCUAAUGAAGAAAUUGUAGAAAUUCUUCUUUCCAAACAACAGAUAAUAUCUGCUCUGAGGUUUAUAAGAAAUUGUGGAAAUAUUGAUACAGUUUCUGCAAGGAAAUUUUUACAUGCAGCAAAGAACACAAAUGAUCCUUCGACCUUUUAUGCUGUUUACAAGUUUUUUGAACAACGCAACAUCAGAUUAAGAGGAUUGCCACAAUUUGAACCUGGUGAACAUUGUGAUCUGUAUACAAAGCAUUUUGAAAUGCUCUUUGGAUCUUCACAAACAAGCUGACAUUAAUUUGAAUGCAAAAUAGUACAAUUCUGUUAUUUGGUAUAUGAGAAUAUUGAGCAAUUAGAGAUCAUAACAAUAAAUAAUUGUGUAUAAAUGCCUCACAUAGUUUGCAAACAAUUGUUUUGGUACAUAGAGAAUUAUUAUUAUUUCAAAAGUGUUAGGAGGAGACUAUUUAUAUAUUACAUAAUUUAUUUUUCAAUAAAUUUAUAAUGUUAACAUAUUGAGAAAAUGAAAAACGGCAGAGUAAAGAAAAAAGGCUGGUGUUAAUUGUUAAAAUAUUAAUAUAUGAAUUCUUUAAAAAAAAUUACCUUUUGAAGUUGUAAUAAUUUAUUGACUUGAUAACAAUUGAUAAACAGCUUCUUGAAAUGUUGUCAUAGGAGAUUGUAUUUAUGUACAGAAUGAGGUGCAAUUAACCGAAUGCCCAAUACAAGGCAUUUGUGCAAAUAUUAUCUAGUCGUCCGUAUUUAUAGACCACUUAUCAGUUGUAAAUAUGCAUCAAAACAAGUAUUUCUUUCUUUAUAUAGUUUCUUACAGAUAAAAAUAAAGAUGUAUACAGUAAUUGAUGUUUUAAAUAAAUAUGCAAUAUUAAUAAGGAUGUAACUUCAGAUUGUUAAAAGGCUCAUUUUUUGAUUCAUCCAAAUUCUAUGUAAACAUCUGAAAUCUUUAAUAAUAAUAGUAAUAAUUUCAAAUAUAUUAAUAAAUAAAAAAAAAAAGAUUAAAUGCAAUUUUAGAAUGUCUAUAGAUAUUAUUAUAUGUAUGUAUCAAGAAAAAUAAAUAAAAAAUUAAGUAUUGUAAGCCAUUAUAUUGAAUGAUGGCUACAAAGGCAUUUUGACAAAAACAUUGUU
This is a messenger RNA of Centruroides sculpturatus (bark scorpion), 2842 nucleotides long. RefSeq lists its product as uncharacterized. The transcript has a single exon. The coding region runs from base 66 to 1997 and encodes 643 amino acids. Gene Ontology annotation, cellular component: Mon1-Ccz1 complex; late endosome membrane; lysosomal membrane. Gene Ontology annotation, biological process: regulation of autophagy. The record is from RefSeq and is a predicted model, not a curated record. NCBI's taxonomy places the organism in Eukaryota, Metazoa, Arthropoda, Arachnida, Scorpiones, Buthidae.